Messenger RNA from Symbiodinium necroappetens, 567 nucleotides. Lineage: Eukaryota; Dinophyceae; Suessiales; Symbiodiniaceae. The record is from the annotation of a GenBank genome assembly.
UGGGAAGUGCUAUUUACGCUGUACGUGACAUUUAGCUGCUUCGCAGUUCUCAAUGUGAUGACCGGAGUGUUCUGCCACAGUGCGAUCACAGGCGCUGCCCAAGAUGAGCAUCUGAUGGUCCAGUCUCUCCUCCAGGAAAAAGAUCAGUUCCGCCAAAAGUUCGAACAGCUUUUCCAAGAGGUGGAUGAUGAUGGCACGGGGCACAUCACACUGAACGAGUUCGAGCGUCACUUCAACGAUGCCUCGCUGGCAGCACUCUUCGAAGCGCUCGACCUGCCAUCGACGGACGCCUGGAGCCUCUUCCAGACACUGGAUGCAGAUGGCGACCACAUGAUCGAUGCAGACGAGUUCCUAGAUAGCUGCAUCCGCAUGCGCGGCCCCCCUCGCUCUGUGGACGUGUGCGCCAUUAAGCGACAAGCAAACAAGAUUCGGAGGCAAGUGGUGGACUUGGCAGAUGUGAUCGAAGACGUGAUGGAAGUGCAGGAGGAGAUUCAUGAAAGCCUCCAGAGGAACAUCCGACAGCAGGAAGUGCAAGGAAUGCCGGUUCUGUCUUACCAGCAGGUCUAG